Molecule: messenger RNA, 1326 nt
Organism: Manduca sexta (tobacco hornworm)
Lineage: Eukaryota; Metazoa; Arthropoda; Insecta; Lepidoptera; Sphingidae
Exons: 3
Coding region: 101-502 (133 amino acids)
Source: RefSeq, a predicted model, not a curated record
AUCAUCAUCUGACUGAUGGACACAAUCUAAAAUUGAUUUGAAUUGUCUAAAAUAGAAUUGAAUAUUUAACACAUAAAAUUUUUUAUACUUUAUUUACGAGAUGGGCCGUAUGACUGGUAUGAAAUGGGAAAAGUCGACACAAUGUAGACCAGUACAUAACAUUAUAUCAUCAGAUUUUCCAAAGUAUAACCCCCAACCUUGGAAGUUUAUGGAAGGUCCAUCACGCAUACAAUGGUUAUUGUCGUAUGAAUAUCAAAGAAUGUGGUUAGAUGAAAGAGAACUUUGGAAAAAACGAAUGUAUCCAGAAAAUACAACUGUCAAUGUCGAUAUCGUUAAGCGAUAUGUACUCACAUUUAAAACUGCUCAUCAGCCUCCAAAGCCAGAAAAAAAGAAACCGUUUAAAAUGAAAAAAUUUCAGGGUAUAGAUAGCAAAACCACAAACAAACGACAACCUGGUGACAAAGCAAUGAGCUAUUUAAAGGAGAAAAAGAAAACGGCUUAGUCCACAAAAUAAAAUACCAUUUUCUACGAAGGCUAUUUAUAUAAUAUUUUUUGAAUGUUUACUUUUUGAAUUCCUGAAAUAAAAAUACCUAUAUUUUUUUUCCAAGGCUUUUAUUUUACCUUUUUGUGCAGUAGGUAUUUCUGCGGUAACUGAUGCGAUUGUAAACACUAAAAGUUGAAGCAGCAUGUGAAUAUUAUGUAAGAAAAAGACAAAAUGAUUAUUAGGGAUUUAUAUUAUGCCAUAUUAAUAUUAAUUGUAUUGAACGUUAAUCUACUGUGUCCAUUUGGUUGGCUUCUACGUUUUAAUUUUGGUUUUGAUUUUCAUUACAUUUUACAAUAAUUAGUUACAAAACUUUUUUGGGUAGGGUAAAACUUAAUACAAUUUUAAUGCUGUUAUGUAAAAUAUGUUAAAGUUAUUAGAUAUUGGUAAAGACAUAUAAAGACUGUUUGGGUAACCAUUUCAAAAAAAAUUAGAGAUCAAAUAUUGUCUACCUAUCUACUAAGUCGAUUUCGGAAUAUAUUGGAAUCAAAACAUUUUCAAUGCACACAAACUUAAUACUAAUUACAUGUCAUUUGCCAAAAGUCCUCAUAUUCAGUUUCGAAUUGUAUUCAAAAUGGUCGCGUUCAAUAUGGAUUUCCACCAUGAGGGGCCAGUAUCGCCAGCAAGUCUGUAGCUAACAAUAAGAUGUGACGUUACCUUAAUUUUGUACUUAUAUAACAAUUUGUAAAUUUAUGAUUGAAAAGUCUGUAGAAUAUUCUCUUAGGCAAGGGUAAUGGUACGUUUGGUAAAUUACCAUCCUCUAAAGAAGGUAAUAACAAAAAAAA